AUGACGGCUAGUUUAGGACCCACUCACAAGCGCGGCCCGCCUAAGGGGUAUAUCCUAACCAUCGAACGGCGCUUGCAUCAGGUGGAGGCACUUUUGGGCUCUAUCAUAGGUUCGGAAGACCCACGGGCACGGGGGCUCCUCCAGGAUCUAUCUCAAGACCAUCUAGCCAAUCAAAUUAUUCAAAGGGUAGACGUGGGGCCCUUCGGUUCAAAGGGCCGUGUCACGCAUCCUUUUGGUUCUACGAAAGAAGACUUCUUGUCUUCCAUCUUGACUGGCCUAGAUGAUGGAUCAUCGAAAAGCAACCUCGCUCUGGUGAGCCCUAGCAGCAUCUGGCAAGAUAAUUUACAGCGAUUGCUGUUACCUCGAUCGUCCGAGAUUGGUUUCACUCAGCUACGCUCUGAGCUAGACCCUUUGGACUCAUACAUGCCAGAUCUGAGCAGGCGGAUGUCGUUCCCUCUCAUGUCCAGCAAUAUAACCUUCCCGACGAAAGCUUCGCCCAUCACCCCGUUAGCGGCCCUAUCGCCACUGGCCGCUUUGUCUUCCACGAGUAGUUUUGAAAAUAUUAGCUGGGACAGCCUUGAGGGUCUAGAAAAAAUCGAUAAUGAGUCGGGAGAAUCCGAAGCUUCGGAAAUGAAGGCGCUUCCCAAGACCGGCGAUGUCUACGUCGACGGUGACGCGCAGUUGCGGGUGGCCAGUAGUAUAAGUGGGCUGCAACUGCUGCAUCAAUGUCGGAAGAUUCUAACGGGACGACGCGACGAAGAAACACUCAUCGAUACUUUGUGGUCUCCGGAGGACUCCAAGUCCAUCUCGGAGGUAGCUGUCUUGCCCGCUCUUUUAUCGUCAACAGAGCAACAGCACCACGACCUCAUACAGAUAUACUUUGAGUAUGUACAUCCCAUGUUCCCUGCUAUUAAUAGAACGUACUUCGCCACUUUUUAUAAUCAAAAACUGAACGAUGCUGCACAGUUUUCAACACGAUCACCUGAACUCGCAAGAAUAUCGUUUGAAAUUUUGUUAUUGGUUGUCUCUGCGAUUUCAUUAAGACACGUUGACGUUUACGACUGUCUACCGUGGCUAAAUGAUCUUACAGACACAGUCAGUAGACAGUCACAUCCGCUACUUUGCCAAGCAUCACUAUUGCUGGGUUAUUACUAUGUCGGUGUCGGAAGCGUAGAGAGUAGCUGGCUAUACAUAGGCGUAGCCGUGCGUAUGGCCGUAGCUCUAGGAAUGCACCGAGCUAUACAAGAUUGGGCAUUAUCUGGUGUGGAUGUAGUUCCCAAGGACGAGCAGCAGAUGCGCCAGCAGCUUUGGGCAGGGUGCCUAACUGCUGAUAGGUAUAAGUUUUUAUACAUCUCUGCACUCUUGGGCCGUCCUUCAGUAACUGCCUCGAUCGAUUCCGAUGUCCCGCUUGUAGACACGAAAAGUGCAGAGCCUAUUUUCUACUCUACGCAACGCGAGCGGAACCUGGUCACGGAGUCGAUUAGUGAGGCGACUGUGCUGUCAUGCAUCAAUAGUUCGCGCAUCCUAUCGUCUAUCCUUGCGUCAAUCAUGGAUGAACUCUACCCUUUUACUCAAGUCGCACAAUCCGACCUUGAAAUCCGCGCCAGACAUUUGGAAUUCCGACUGUCUCAGUGGCGCCAAUCUCUCCCGGCAUUUUUACUUCUCGAUUCGUCUGGGAUCGGCACAUCUCCGUCACCAUGCGUACUUGAGCUCCACGCUCAAUACUGGUGGAUUAUGAUCCUGCUCCACCGGGCUUUCAUCCAUGGACCCCUGGCAACCGAUUUCCAUGAUGGUCCAGAGAGUGCGCAAUCCCGAGCACUGACUGUUUGUCAAGAGGCUGCUGGUCAACUCGCAUCAAUAGUCACUGUCAUGCAUAGUCAAUUUGUUCGGUUCACCUCUGCGUUCAUGCCCGGCUACAUCCUGUCUAUAGGAAUCGUAGAUAGUCUUACGUGUGAGAGAAUUGUCACUCAAAACAAUAACUUCGCUGACGUUCUCAAAGUGAGCAUCCUUCAACAAGAUGAGUCAACCAAUGGGAGAUUGCGAAACACCAUGGCCGCCUUGCGACGCAUUGAGAGUAUAUGGCCAAUAGCUAGUACCAUAAGGGAUCUACUGGAUAAGACCACAUCUAUUGGUAGUGACUCACUGUCCGCAGUCGACGCCUCGACACGAACGGCUAACCUGAUGACGUUCGCGACUUUGAGGUCAAACCGGACGGCGGGGGAAGUAUUUCCCGACGACGAUCUCGAUAUGGAGGUCAAGAAAAUGACCACCGUGGAAGUGUCUUCGAGCUACGCGACGAAGGACUCUGGACCAAGCUAUGAUAACCUUGGACGCAUGCUUGGUCUGGACACAGGGGUCGGAUUCAUCACUUCGCCGCCGUACCCGGGCUUCCAGUACAUGGCUCCGCAGCUAGACAGCUCUGCGGACAUGCACUCCUCUCCCGGUAGCGGAAUGAGUUAUGGCAAAGAGGAUUUCAGUCUUGUCGCACCUUCCACAACUUCGUAUGGCCUUCGGUAG
This is a messenger RNA of Fibroporia radiculosa, 2517 nucleotides long. RefSeq lists its product as uncharacterized. Bases 1 to 2517 code for a protein of 838 amino acids. Gene Ontology annotation, biological process: DNA-templated transcription. The transcript is spliced from 21 exons. Gene Ontology annotation, molecular function: zinc ion binding; DNA binding. The record is from RefSeq and is a predicted model, not a curated record. NCBI's taxonomy places the organism in Eukaryota, Fungi, Basidiomycota, Agaricomycetes, Polyporales, Fibroporiaceae.